AUGUCGGCGAGAAGUACUAAAUAUGUUUACCGCCAGUCCUCAGGACACGGCGGAGACCUAUCCAUUGAAUACGGAACUGAUUUGGGAGCUCUCACUCGACUCGAGGACAAAAUCCGUCUUCUCUCUGAAGACUUGGAGACCGAGCGAGAGAUGAGACAAAGAAUCGAAAGAGAGCGCUCGGAUCUGACCGUUCAACUAAUUGGAUUGACUGAACGACUGGAAGAGGCCGAGGGUUCGAGUGAAAGUGUGGUUGAAAUGAACAAAAAACGGGACUCAGAAUUGGCUAAACUCCGCAAACUGUUAGAAGACGUGCAUUUGGAGAGUGAAGAGACGGCACAUCAUCUCCGACAGAAACAUCAGGCGGCCAUCGCUGAGAUGCAGGACCAGAUGGAUCAGCUCCAGAAAUCCAAGAACAAAGUGGACAAAGAGAAGCAAAAAGUUCAGGCGGAGGUCUUCGAGUUGUUGGCACAGAUCGAAAACGCCAAUAAAGACAAGUUAGUGGCUCUUAAGACCGUCGAGAAACUCGAGUACACCGUUCAUGAGCUCAACAUCCGUAUCGAAGAGAUCACUCGUACCGUCACUGAAGUGUCGGCUCAGAGACUAAGACUGAGCGUUGAAAACUCGGAACUCAUUAAAGAGAUCCACGAAUACAAAGUAUCUCUCGAUAACGUCACUCACUUGAAGGGACAGUUGGCUCAACAGCUCGAAGACACUCGCCAUCGACUCGAAGAUGAGGAGAGAAAACGAUCGACUCUUGAGAAUCACUGCCACACUCUUGAGGUUGAAUUGGAGUCAUUGAAAGUACAACUCGAGGAGGAAUCGGAAGCGCGUCUGGAAUUGGAGAGACAGUUGACGAAAGCGAACGCAGACGCGGCCGCCUGGAAGUCCAAAUACGAGGCAGAACUUCAGGCACACGCCGAUGAAGUCGAAGAACUUCGUCGAAAAAUGGCUCAAAAGAUCUCUGAAUACGAGGAACAAUUGGAAGCGCUGCUGAACAAGUGCUCGUCGCUCGAGAAACAGAAGUCCCGACUCCAGAGCGAAGUGGAGGUCUUGAUUAUGGACUUAGAGAAGGCGACGACUCACGCACAGCAACUCGAGAAGAGAUGCGCUCAACUCGAGAAGUUGAACCUCGACCUGAAGGUCAAGUUGGAAGAGGUGACCAUGCUCAUGGAGGCCGCACAACGAGACGCACGACAGAAGGCCGCAGAACUACAGAAACUACAGCACGAAUACGAGAAGUUGCGCGACCAGAAGGAGGCACUCGCCAGAGAGAACAAGAAACUCAUCGACGACUUGAACGAAGCGAAGUCUCAGUUGAAUGACGCGCACCGAAGAAUCCAUGAAAUGGAGAUCGAAAUCAAACGUCUGGAGAACGAGAGGGAAGAGUUGGCCGCCGCUUACAAAGAGGCCGAGACUUUGAGGAAACAGGCGGAGGAUAAGGCACAGCGAUUGGCCGCUGAGUUGGCACAAGUCAGACAUGACUACGAGAAACGACUCCAACAGAAGGAGGAAGAGCUCGAGGCUCUCAGAAAGCAGUUCCAGAUAGAAGUGGAACAGUUGAACAUGAGAUUGGCUGAGGCGGAGGCUAAGCUGAAGACAGAAGUGGCCCGAAUCAAGAAGAAAAUGCAGGCGCAGAUCACCGAACUCGAGAUGUCUUUGGACGCGGCCAACAAACAGAAUCUCGAUUUACAGAAAACUAUUAAGCGAUUGUCGCUUCAAAUCACUGAACUUCAAGCGCAUUACGACGAAGUGCACCGACAGCUGCAACAGGCGGUCGACCAGUUGGGUGUCGCCCAACGCCGGUGCCAACAAUUGCAGGCAGAACUGGACGAACAGCGCGUGGCUCUGGAACAGGCUCUUCGGGCCAAACGUAUCGCCGAAACCCAAUUCGAGGAGGCGAUGGCUAAAGUCAACGAAUUGACUACAAUUAACGUCAAUCUCGCGUCCGCUAAGAGUAAACUCGAGGCCGAGUUCUCUGCCCUUCAGAACGAUUACGAUGAGGUCCACAAAGAAUUGAGGAUUUCCGACGAAAGAGUCCAGAAGUUGACCAUUGAAUUGAAGUCAACUCGGGAUCUGUUGACCGAAGAACAGGAAAGACUCGUCAAAUUGGAUACCAUUAAGAAGUCGUUGGAGAAUGAGGUGCGAAGUCUGCACAUCCGUAUCGAAGAGGUUGAGGCGAACGCAUUGGCCGGCGGUAAGCGUGUGAUCGCUAAACUUGAGUCCAGAAUCAGAGACGUCGAGAUCGAAGUGGAGGAAGAGAAGCGCAGACACGCGGAGACCGAGAAGAUUCUCCGCAAGAAAGACCAUCGCGUGAAGGAAUUGUGCCUUCAGUCAGAAGAAGACCACAAGACUGUCACUCUUUUGCAAGAAAAUUGCGAUAAACUCAACGAAAAAGUGAAGGUCUAUAAGAGACAAAUGCAGGAACAGGAGGGAGUGAGCUCUCAGAACCUGACUCGAGUCCGUCGAUUCCAGCGCGAGUUGGAAGCGGCCGAAGACCGAGCGGAUCAGGCGGAGAGUAAUCUAUCUUUUAUUAGAGCCAAACAUAGGUCUUGGGUGACGACCAGCACUGUUCCCGGCGGUACUCGUCAGGUGUUUGUCACUCAAGAAGAAACACAAAACUAUUAA
Medioppia subpectinata is the source of this 2625-nucleotide messenger RNA. Lineage: Eukaryota; Metazoa; Arthropoda; Arachnida; Sarcoptiformes; Oppiidae. The record is from the annotation of a GenBank genome assembly.